AUGUCACGCGACACCUUAAAGACUUGCGAAUACGACCGUUGCGGCGGGUCCAUAGAUGAGAAGUUGGAGAAGAUCAGGGGAAUAAAGCGAAAGAUACGUACGGAAGAUGAAGAGCACGAAGAGUACCGGAAACGAUCCAAGUCUGUUGCAAAUCCUUCUGCCUCACCCGAAUACCUGAUCCCCUCUCCGUCUUCGUUAGACAGCGAUACUACAUGUGUAAAUGAGCUCAACAUUCCGUUGAACAAAGGAUUCUGGGACGAGUUUUUCGGAUAUACAGAGGAGUCACCAGAUGAGGAAGAUCAGGAACUGGGUGACGAGAACGAGCCGUUUGACACUAGGUUUUUGCCUCCCUCUGACUUGCAGAGUCCUGAAUGUCCAGAGACUUCACAUGUGACUGUGGGAGGAUACUGGGAUCUUGAUCAGCAGGUUGCACCUGAUUGCAUUGAGGAUAAAGGGACCAGUUUCUCGGUACACCAUGAGGAAUUACUACCGGAACAGAGGGCACGACGCAGCCUUGACAAAUGCAAGUCACUGUGGCAAGCAGCUUGUGUGGCUCGUGUAGAACAGAUCAUUGACGACUACCGCCAAGAAGCGAUAUGCGUGGCAGCUGAGCACUGUGUUCUACCCGCGGAGGAUACUGUGGCGCCAUCGGCUUGCACCCAUCGAUGGAGUUCUACGCUUGGACAGGGUAUUCCCGAGAGUGAGUGGGCGAAAAUGGGACUUUCUGUCUCGCCAUUCCAAAAUUUGAACACAGAUUGUGUCUCUUCGUCCAUGAGAAACGAAUCACUUCUCGGAUUGUCGUUCAUGUACUGCUCGCCGACUAAGCCAACCUCCAAUGGAUGCCAGGACGUCGCCAAUGCAAACGAUGAAGAACAUAGAUUGGAGCCUGUGGAUGUCAACUCACCACGAGAAUUGCCCAUUGGGAGUCUGCAGAAUCAUCCUGUACCAGUGGUGUCACUUCCGCGCUUGAAAACGAUUCGCGUACCCUACCUUUGCAAGUGGGAUUGGGAGUGUGAGAGCAUCUGUGGAACACCUGCACGGGUUUCCUCUGAUUUGCGCGGGGACGCAGAAACUCUCCGCCGAAGCCGCUCUCUUAAAUUUUAUCGUCCAGGCCAGAAUACUCCUCAAUGCGUGAUACAUGCCCUGUGA
Molecule: messenger RNA, 1149 nt
Organism: Fibroporia radiculosa
Lineage: Eukaryota; Fungi; Basidiomycota; Agaricomycetes; Polyporales; Fibroporiaceae
Exons: 4
Coding region: 1-1149 (382 amino acids)
Source: RefSeq, a predicted model, not a curated record